AAAAAAAAAAUCCGUUUUAACAAAAAAUGGCUGGAGGAGGAGGAGGUGGUAGCACUUCUGGAGAAGGUCCGCGAGAGCUCGAUCAGACACCAACAUGGGCCGUCUCCACUGUUUGUGGCGUUAUCAUCUUAAUCUCUAUCGUUCUAGAGCUCAUGAUUCACAAAAUCGGAGAGGUUUUCACCAAAAGAAGGAAGAAAGCUUUGUACGAAGCACUUCAAAAGAUCAAGAACGAGCUUAUGGUUUUGGGAUUCAUUUCUCUGUUAUUAACAUUUGGACAAAACUACAUAGCAAGUUUGUGUGUGGCGACAAGAUACGGCCAUGCGAUGUCCUUUUGUGGUCCGUACGAUGGUCCAAGUGGUGAGUCUAAGAAGCCAAAGACUACCCACCACUUACAACGCCGUGUUUUGGCUGAUGCUGCUCCAGCUCAGUGCAAGAAGGGUUAUGUGCCGCUUAUAUCACUCAACGCGUUGCAUCAAGUGCAUAUCUUCAUCUUUUUCUUGGCUGUGUUUCAUGUCAUUUAUAGUGCUAUUACCAUGAUGCUUGGAAGAGCAAAGAUUCGUGGAUGGAAAGUUUGGGAGGAAGAAGUCAUAAAUGAUCACGAAAUGAUGGAUGAUCCUUCAAGAUUUAGGCUCACACAUGAGACAUCAUUUGUUAGAGAGCAUGUCAAUCCUUGGGCCAAAAAUAGAUUCUCCUUCUACGUUAUGUGUUUCUUUCGUCAAAUGCUGAGAUCUGUCAGAAAAUCUGAUUAUUUGACGAUGCGUCAUGGGUUCAUAAGUGUCCAUUUGGCACCCGGUAUGAAGUUUAAUUUCCAAAAAUAUAUCAAAAGAUCAUUGGAAGACGACUUCAAGGUAGUCGUGGGAAUAAGUCCCGAGCUUUGGGCCUUUGUAAUGCUCUUUUUACUCUUUGAUGUUCACGGAUGGUAUGUUACUGCUGUGAUCACCAUGAUUCCUCCAGUUUUGACAUUAGCCAUAGGAACCAAGCUUCAAGCCAUCAUAUCAGACAUGGCGUUAGAGAUUCAGGAGAGACACGCCGUGAUACAAGGGAUGCCACUUGUCAAUGUCUCUGACCGACAUUUCUGGUUAAGUCGUCCCGCCUUAGUCCUCCAUAUCAUCCACUUCAUUCUCUUCCAGAAUGCUUUUGAGAUCACCUACUUCUUCUGGAUAUGGUAUGAGUUCGGGUUACGGUCCUGUUUUCAUCACCAUUUCGCCCUCAUAAUCAUACGUGUUGCUCUCGGAGUGGGAGUACAAUUUCUCUGCAGUUACAUCACACUUCCUCUUUACGCUCUCGUGACUCAGAUGGGAUCAACGAUGAAGCGAUCGGUGUUUGAUGAUCAAACGUCAAAAGCAUUAAAGAAUUGGCAUAAGAAUGCAAAGAAAAAGAGCGAAACUUCAGGUCCAAUGCAGUCUCCAUUGCCUAAUCUCCGACCUAAAACCGGCGGCGAUAUUGAGUCUGCUUCUCCGGCCAAUAUCACGGCUAGUGUUGAUGUUAAAGAAAGUGAUCAAUCUCAACCUCGAGACCUCUUGAGCGGUCCCUAAAAAACCAAACCGGUCAAAGACACUACUUUCACUUAACCGGCUUAUUCUAAUACACAAAUUUUCUUUUC
Arabidopsis arenosa is the source of this 1603-nucleotide messenger RNA. NCBI's taxonomy places the organism in Eukaryota, Viridiplantae, Streptophyta, Magnoliopsida, Brassicales, Brassicaceae. The record is from the annotation of a GenBank genome assembly.